GAUCGAUCCAGAUGGCAGAUCCAAUCCCAUGCCCAUUCUUCCCCGAUCAUUCGUCAUGAAGCCCCUCAUCGCCGUCGUCGGCUCGACAGGCACGGGCAAGUCCAAGCUUGCAGUGGACCUGGCCUCGCGCUUUAACGGGGAGAUCAUCAACGGGGAUGCAAUGCAGAUGUAUUGCGGGCUUCCCAUCAUCACCAACCAGAUCCCCGUCGAGGAGCGCAAUGGCAUUCCGCACCACUUGAUUAGUUGCGUCAAAUUGGAGGAACAGCCGUGGUGGGUGGGCCGAUUCAAGAACGAGUGUCUCCGUCUCAUCGAUGAAAUUCACGGCAGAGGGAAACUUCCUAUCCUGGUCGGCGGCACCCACUACUACACACAACCGGUCCUAUUCAAGAACCAGCUGGUCGGCGAUGAUCCCACCGCGGCGGAAGGGGACGGCGACAGGGAUGAUUCGGAGUCGUCGGCCAAAUGGCCCAUCCUCGACGCGCCCACCGAUGUGCUUUUACAAAAGCUGAGAGAGGUCGACCCGGUCAUGGCGGACCGAUGGCACCCCAAUGAACCGCGCAAGAUUCGUCGCUCGCUGGAGAUUUAUUUCCAAACCGGCAGGCCCGCAUCGGAGGUCUAUGCGGAGCAGCAGCGGUUGAAGCAGGGUCAGCUACGGUUCCCGACCACGGUAUUCUGGGUUCACUCAGAGAAGCAGACUCUCAAUGAUCGACUCGAAAAACGUGUGGAUGCAAUGGUCGAGCAAGGGCUGAUGGGAGAAGCGAAGCGCAUGUCGGAUUAUGUCCAGGAGAAAAAGGCGCAAGGCGUCCCGGUUGACCAGACUCGAGGCGUGUGGGUCUCCAUAGGUUAUAAGGAGCUAGCACCCUAUUUUGAAGCAUUAUCCAGCGGUUCACUGAGCGAAACUGGAUUGGAGUCUCUGAAGAGAUCUUGCGUUGAGUCGGUCAAGAGCGCAACACGGCAAUACGCAAACGCCCAGAUCAAGUUCAUUCGAACCAAGCUAUGCAAAGCCCUCGUGGAUGCGGGCGCGACUGAUCGUCUUUAUCUCCUGGAUAGCACAGACGUUGAGUCCUGGACACAGAGCAUCACAGAGCCGUCCGAGCUUAUUGUCCGCGCUCUGUUGGAUGAUACGCCUGCCCCUGAUCCGAAGUCGCUGUCAGAACUCGCACAUACAGUUUUGGGGGCCAUAGAGACAGAACCACAGAGCGAGUCGACCUUUAUGACAAAAUGCUUCACCUGCGACAUCUGCCAUAAGACGAUGCAGGGCGAGGACCAAUGGCAGAUCCAUAUCAAAGGAGGCGUUCAUAAAAGAACUCUCAGGAGGGCGGCCAAGCUGGCCGCCCGAGACGAGUAUCUACGGCGGCAACAAGAAGCCCCCAAGGAAGAAGACGGUGUAUCUACGUAGGGCCGAGCCAGAUACUCAACCACACCCUUCCCCUGGAAAUUCAUAGACAGACAAACAAACAAAUACACUCCCCCGGAUG
Aspergillus heteromorphus CBS 117.55 is the source of this 1478-nucleotide messenger RNA. RefSeq names its product tRNA dimethylallyltransferase. Lineage: Eukaryota; Fungi; Ascomycota; Eurotiomycetes; Eurotiales; Aspergillaceae. The record is from RefSeq and is a predicted model, not a curated record. Gene Ontology annotation, cellular component: mitochondrion. The transcript has 2 exons. The coding region runs from base 29 to 1399 and encodes 456 amino acids. Gene Ontology annotation, biological process: tRNA modification. Gene Ontology annotation, molecular function: tRNA dimethylallyltransferase activity; ATP binding.